CGACGUUUUAGUAAAGUUAGCUUUACUAACUUUUAGAUCCGCUUUGCUUGCUAGCUAGGCUAACUUUAUGGCUGUCCAGCUAUUCAGAGCCUUGAGUCGAACUCUCUACUUUCUACAGCGAUAGUUAUUCCACAGCUAAAGUCGGAGCCGCAGAUAUGUCGAUCGUGACCGUUCAGCUGGGGCAGUGUGGUAACCAGGUCGGUCAGGAGCUGUUCGAUGUUAUCAGCAGCGACACGAACGACGCGCAGAAAUAUAAACCCAGUGCCCAAGGAAAAGCGUACGAUGCCUGCAGUCAGGAAAGGUUCUUCAACGAGUCCAUAACGGGAGAGCUGUCCGCCCGCGCAGUGCUCAUUGACAUGGAGCCCAAGGUGAUCGCUCAGGCCAUGGCAACAGCUGCCAAGUCUGGCCGGUGGAAGUAUGGCGAUCAGUCAUUCUUCUGUCAGAAACAGGGCUCAGGAAACAACUGGGCGAACGGGUUCUGCGUCCACGGGCCGCGUCACGAGGAGGCGGUGGCGGACCUCGUGCGGAGAGAGGUGGAGCGCUGUGAUAGGCUGGCGGGGAUCCUCACCUUGAUGAGCGUGGCGGGGGGCACGGGGUCUGGAGUGGGCACCUACGUCACCCAGUGCCUCAGAGACGCAUACCCGCACUCUUUCAUCCUGAACCAGCUGACCUGGCCCUAUGGCACCGGAGAGGUGAUCGUGCAGAACUACAACUCGGUCCUCACGCUGUCUCGCCUGUACCAGUGCUCCGACGCCGUCCUGGUGCACGAGAACGACACGGUGCACAGGAUCUGCGCCCAGCUCAUGAACAUCAAGCACAUCUCCUUCGGCGACGUGAACAAGGUCAUCGCCCACCAGCUGGGCAGCGUGCUGCAGCCCGCCCUCACGGACGAGACACACAGCCAGUACAGCAGGAACCCCAUGGGUGAGCUGACGGCUGGCCUGGUGUGCCACCCUGAGUACAGGCUGCUGAGCGUGUGCAGUAUUCCUCAGAUGCCCAGCUCCUCCCAGGCCUACAGCGCCUUCACCUGGCCAGGCCUGCUCAAACACCUGCGCCAGAUGCUCAUCACGAGCGCCAAGAUGGAGGAAGGUAUCGACUGGCAGGUGCGGGCACCGCCUGUGGGACAGGGGACUGCAGAGAGACCCAGCGGCUUCAACAGGUCCCUGGCCAACCUCCUGAUACUGCGAGGCAAGGAUGUCUCCAGUGCCAGUGCGUGUGGCUUUAUGGACCCCGCGCUGUAUUGCCCCUGGUUACCAGCAGAGGGAGCCUUCAGCGCUUGGAGAUCGCCGCUUCCGUUCAACAGAUACGAGAAGUCAGCGACACUGGUCAGCAACAGCCAGUCUCUGCUCAAGCCCCUGGACCUGAUGGUGGGCAAGGCGUGGAACAUGUUUGCAUCCAGGGCGUACAUUCAUCAGUACACCAAGUUUGGAAUCGCAGAGGAGGACUUCCUGGACAGCUUCACCUGCUUGGAGCAGGUCAUAUCCAACUACAGACACCUGUAAUCAGAACCUGUGGAGCAGGUCAUAUCCAACUACAGACACCUGUAAUCAGAACCUCUGGAACAAGUCAUAUCCAACUACAGACACCUGUAAUCAGAACCUGUGGAGCAGGUCAUAUCCAACUACAGACAUCUGUAAUCAGAACCUCUGGAGCAGGUCAUAUCCAACUACAGACACCUGUAAUCAGAACCUGUGGAGCAGGUCAUAUCCAACUACAGACACCUGUAAUCAGAACCUGUGGAACAGGUCAUACCUAACUACAGACACCUGUAAUCAGAACCUCUUUAGCAGGUCAUAUCCAACUACAGACACCUGUAAUCAGAACCUGUGGCAUUGACUGGACAGUGGAGACGUGCUGGCACAGAUUGGUCCAGGACCACGUUUACCCUACUGGAUAAAGGCAGCGUGUCACUGCGUACAACUGCAGACUGGAACUGAAGCUCUCAUACUGAGUGCUCUGCCUAAACCAGAGGAGUAAAUCACGCAUGGGAUUUUCUGCUUCUGACAUGCUGGCUGCAGUCUGCAGACAGGGCUUUCCGUUUCCAGACUAUCCUGUACUCUGUUUCUGUGACGCAAAUAGAGAUGUCGUAACCCUGUUUAUAUUUUCUACAUUUGUGCAUUUGGCAGACUGCAUAUCUAAUAUUUGUAUGUGUGCUUAUUGAACAUGUUUUGUGGAAGAAAGUUGUUGAUGUUUUUUGCUUAAAAGUUUGAUAAAUUAUUGCAAAUUAAGAUUUUAUUAAAAAAAACACAUGAUAAAAACUUAAUAUUUUGCACUGACACUUGAAUAAAUAUGUUUCCCGGUA
Anguilla rostrata (American eel) is the source of this 2302-nucleotide messenger RNA. RefSeq names its product tubulin, delta 1 (gene tubd1). The transcript is spliced from 9 exons. Gene Ontology annotation, cellular component: cytoplasm; microtubule. Gene Ontology annotation, molecular function: GTP binding; structural constituent of cytoskeleton. Bases 156 to 1502 code for a protein of 448 amino acids. Gene Ontology annotation, biological process: microtubule cytoskeleton organization; mitotic cell cycle. Lineage: Eukaryota; Metazoa; Chordata; Actinopteri; Anguilliformes; Anguillidae. The record is from RefSeq and is a predicted model, not a curated record.